GCGCGCUGUUCUUCCAGCUGUGACAUGGCACAGAGGCUGCGUGUACUCUGAGCAGCAGCAGCAGCAUCCUAAACCAUGAACGCUCUCGGGAACGCAGCCAGCGCGGCUCGGAGAACCAGGACGAUGCUGCUGCUGGUCUGGACCUUACUGAACGCGGUGUCGGGACUGAAGGCGGACGACGGCGGAAUGGUGGAGGAACUUGUAACCGAGAAGGAGGCAGAGGAAAGUCACCGACAGGACAGCGUCAAUUUGCUGACAUUCAUUUCGCUGCUGACUCUCACCAUUCUCACUAUAUGGCUCUUCAAGCACAGGCGGGUUCGCUUCCUUCACGAGACCGGGCUGGCAAUGAUUUACGGCUUGCUGGUCGGUGUGAUCCUGCGUUACGGCAUUCCAGCCACCAGCUACCACAACAAGACCCCCCCAAGCUGCUCACUGAAGGAAGGACCUUCCAGCACCCUGCUGCUCAAUGUCAGCGGCAAGUUCUUUGAGUACACCCUAAAAGGGGAGAUCAGCUUCAGGGAGAUCCACAAUGUGGAGCAGAACGAUAUGCUGCGCAAGGUGACCUUUGACCCUGAGGUUUUCUUCAACAUUUUGCUCCCUCCGAUUAUUUUCCAUGCUGGGUACAGUCUGAAGAAGAGACACUUCUUCAGAAAUCUUGGCUCCAUCAUCACCUACGCCUUUCUCGGCACUGCAGUUUCAUGCUUUGUUAUCGGGAAUCUGAUGUACGGCGUGGUGAAGCUGAUGAGGGCGGUCGGACAGCUGACUGAGAAGUUCUACUACACUGACUGCCUUUUCUUUGGGGCCAUCAUCUCCGCCACAGACCCAGUGACUGUGUUGGCGAUUUUCAACGAGCUCCAUGCAGACGGGGAUCUGUACGCUCUGCUGUUCGGAGAGAGCGUCAUGAAUGAUGCUGUGGCCAUUGUCUUGUCCUCCUCCAUCAUGGCCUACCAGCCUGCUGGUGCAAACACACACAUGUUUGACGCCUCGGCCUUUUUCAAGUCUGUGGGAAUUUUCCUGGGGAUUUUCAGCGGCUCCUUUGUGAUGGGCGCAGCCACAGGCGUCGUCACGGCUCUCGUCACCAAGUUCACCAAGCUGCACUGCUUCCCUCUGCUGGAGACGGCGCUCUUCUUCCUCAUGUCCUGGAGCACGUUCCUGCUGGCCGAGGCCUGCGGCUUCACCGGUGUUGUGGCCGUGCUGUUCUGUGGCAUCACCCAGGCUCACUACACGUGCAACAACCUCUCUGAGGAGUCUACAAAACGCACCAAGCAGCUCUUUGAAGUUCUUCACUUCCUGGCUGAGAAUUUCAUCUUCUCGUACAUGGGCUUGGCUCUGUUCACCUUCCAGAAGCACAUUUUCAGUCCCAUCUUUAUCAUUGGAGCUUUUGUAGCCAUAUUUAUCGGCAGAGCUCUCAACAUUUACCCGCUGUCCUUCCUGCUCAACCUCGGUCGAAGGGACAAGAUCAGGGGAAACUUCCAGCACAUGAUGAUGUUUGCAGGUUUACGCGGGGCGAUGGCAUUUGCCUUGGCUAUCCGGGACACUGCCACCUCCGCCCGGCAGAUGAUGUUCACCACCACGCUGCUCAUCGUCUUCUUCACAGUCUGGGUGUUCGGUGGGGGAACCACACCCAUGCUCUCCUGGCUACAUAUCAGCUAUAGAUAUUGGAACUGCAAAAGAUUUCAGGACGAGCGCCGCCGCCAUGGAAAUUGGGAAUACUCCAGGGUCGGUGUGGAUCCAGAUCAAGACCUGCAGCCCUCUGGCGACAGCUUCCAAGUCCUCCAGGGGGAUGGGAACCAGGAUGAGGGCCAGAGUAAAACCAAACAGGAGAGUGCCUGGCUCUUCAGACUCUGGUAUACAUUUGAUCACAAUUACCUUAAGCCCAUUUUGACACACAGCGGUCCACCUCUGACCUCCACUCUGCCCAGUUACUGUGGCCCACUGGCGAGCUGCCUUACCAGUCCACGGGCAUAUGAAAACCACGAGCAGUUAAGGGAUCCCGACACUGACUUGAUCCACAACGACGCCGACCUGACCUUCACAUUUGGCGACACCGCCAUCACCGCCAACGGGGCGUCCACCAGCAGGGCGGAUGCCACCGGGGGGUUGGGCUGGAGCACAAAUGGAAAGAGGAGUGGCAGCACGUCAGAGGAGGCCCUGGAGCGGGAGCUGGAUUCCCGCGAGCAGGAGCUGCUGAGCCGAGGCACACGCCUGGUUUUCCCCAUGGAGGAUCACAUCUGACCUCCCCGCCUCGUCCGAGCCAGCCGCUCUCCCUGGCCUGACCCUCACCCGCACCAUCUUGCCAUCAGUUCUUUCCACUUUCACAUGGGCAGAGUGCCCGGCGCUUCAGAGAUGAGACGGAUCUGAGAUAUGGGAUCUGACAGGAGGAGAAGGGUUCAUCGUGACCUGUGGCUCCAUCAAAGCCAGGGGAGCAGAGCUCCAGGAGCAUUUCAUCCUCAUUAGAUAAGAAGUUUAUUCCAAAGAAGACACAAUGCCCCUGUGGUGUUGAGGGAGAAGAAGAAAAAAAAAUCUUGCUGCUGCUGCUUCACAGACUGUGUUCUCUGCAGAAGAGGAUUAAAAACUUUUUUCAAAGGAAGUGGAAACUUUGUGUGCCCAUACAAGACUAUCUGCAUGUUCAACACUUUGUGGUUGUGCUGGAGGAGAAAAUGGGUCUCAUGGUGGGAUGUGAGCAGUGUGUCUUCAUAGUUCAGAAACCACAUAAAAAGACUUUGACUAAAGACUUCUUUGGUAAAAAUCUACCUGAAGACAUUUACUGCUAAAACCACAGUUUCUGGUUAUCUUGUGAAAUAUCUACUGCUGAGCACGUAAAGGGACCGUGAAGGUGUUUCCAUCUCAGUCAUGAUUCAAUACAAGCAUCUAAAUACCUAUAGAGCCGGGCUUUGUUUCUCAUUGGUUGAACUGUUCAUUGAAGGCCUAUUACAUUUACAGAUGGUAUGUGAACAUCUUGUCAUUCAGUUGACUUGGAUCAUCUUCUGUGUUAAACUGUAUCUCAUGACACAACUUAGAAACCCUGACAUCUUUAAAUUCCAUUAAGGAAUAAAAAAAAGGGCAUGAGGA
Messenger RNA from Poecilia latipinna (sailfin molly), 3072 nucleotides. It is a transcript of the gene slc9a7, whose product is annotated as solute carrier family 9 member 7. Bases 76 to 2235 code for a protein of 719 amino acids. Gene Ontology annotation, biological process: regulation of intracellular pH; potassium ion transmembrane transport; sodium ion import across plasma membrane. Gene Ontology annotation, cellular component: plasma membrane; recycling endosome. Gene Ontology annotation, molecular function: potassium:proton antiporter activity; sodium:proton antiporter activity. Lineage: Eukaryota; Metazoa; Chordata; Actinopteri; Cyprinodontiformes; Poeciliidae. The transcript is spliced from 17 exons. The record is from RefSeq and is a predicted model, not a curated record.